AUGGCCGACCUACUCCUCCAAGCCCGGGACAAGCUGAUUGAAGGCGAUGGGAUGAAUGGAGUGACUCAGGGUGUCAAUACGGCUGGACUGUUCUCCACCGGGUCUGGGAGAUCACUGGCUGUCAGCCAGAGAGCCGUAAGGAGGGCCAGGGAGUUGGUUGGGGAGGAGGUGGACGAGGCUACUAAUAACAACUACAAGAAGAGAAAGCAACCAUUUGGAGGUGAUGCUGGUCUGGAGGGUGAAUGGACAAACUUACAUGUUCCAUUUGGAGGUGAUGCGCAUAAUGAUAACUUCUUCCCAAUGUUCCAAACUGGAUCUGGUAAAGCAGUCUUGCUCAUCAAGGACUCAAUUCAGAAGGCAAGAGCUGUUCUAGAAGAAAAUGUUGAGAAUGUAGCUGGUGCCAAACAACCAAUGUUCCAUACCGGUGCGGGUAGAUCGGUCCUAGUCAGCAAGAGCUCAAUUGAUAAGGCGAGAGCUGUUUUAGGGGGUCAAAUGAUUGCAAAUGAAGGAGAUGUAGGAGGUAUGGAUGUUCCUGUGUCUCAAGCUGGUUCAGGUAGAGCUGUAUCAAUCAGUAUGGCAUCUGUACAGAAAGCUAAUGAUGUGGUAGAAGAAAAUAAUAUAAAAAUAGGAAGUGUGGAAGGUCCAGGUAGACCUAAUCAGUCUCUGAUAUUUCAAACUGGCUCUGGACGACCAGUUUUGAUCAGCAAAAGAUCCGUCGAGAGAUCUAGGGCUCUGCUGAUGGAUGAAGAUGCUGAAUUUAUUGGACAACGGGAUACUGGCUGCCAGCUCCCAAUUUUGCAAACAGGACUUGGAAGGCCUGUUGCUGUGGAACAGAGUUCAAGUAAAAAGGCAAGCACAGUUUUGGAGAAUGGAGAUAUUAAAAGAAGUGGAAAUGGAGAUACCAAUGUUUGUGCCACACCUUUCCAAUUUGAAACCCCAAAAUCCGUUUUGAUGAGUAGCAGUUUGAUUAUGAAUGACAUGACUUCUACACCAGAGGAAAAUACUUCAGUGCGAGCAGAAAAAUGUUUCAAUGAUGAUGGCCAAUUGCCAUUGUUUCAGACUGGGUCAGGGAGGUCAGUCACAGUAAGUAAGGGUUCCAUUAAAAGGGCAAGUGCUUUUCUGGAGCCAAGGAACAUUGCAAAGGAAUUGGAAGAUGAAGCUUAUCUCAAUGGUGGUUAUGCCACCUCAAUAUUUAAAACUGGAAUUGGGAAGUCUAUCUUAGCAACUGAGAACUCAAGGGAAAGGGCACAAUUUGUCUUAGAGGCUAAAGAGGCUGUAAAACAAGGAUAUGAAGACUGUGGAAGUCCAUUGCCAAUGUUUCAAACUGGAUCUGGAAAAUCUGUAUUGGUCAGUGAAAGUUCGGUGCAAAAGGCAAGAGCCGUUCUCGAGGAAGAAGAGCACUACAAGUUGGUUAAGACGGACAAAAAAAUUGCAGCCUUUGUUUCACCUCUCAAGUCAAGCCGUGCAAGAACAGUAAACGUAUCUUCAACUGGUGUUUCUCGAGCUGCUACCUUAUUGGGCUUGGAGGAGAAUACCCUUUCAACACAAUUUUUUGGACAUGUGAGUGAUAAGUUAGGUACGAAGAUAACUGUUAAGCGGGGAAAUCCAGAACACAGGCUUGAUGUUGCAUCUACAAGUGCAAUUUCUAGUGGCACUCAUAAGGGUACUUAUCCAACAGAAAACCCCACACAUAUGGAUAGACAUCAGCAGUUUGGAUUUUCUAAAAGUACUACCUCUGAUGCUGGUGAGCAUUCCAUCAGGUUCAGCACUGCAGGUGGCCGAUCAAUGGCUAUCUCUGCUGAUGCACUACAACGUGCGAGAAGCCUUUUGGGUGAUUCAGACUUAGUGGUUUCUCCAAAUGAUUCAAUAGGUCACUCUUUGACAUCAGCUACAGAGAAGCUACCAAAAUCAACUAUUUCUCCGAAAGGAGAUGUAUCUAACUUAUCGCAUGGAACUAGAGCAAUAGGAUAUGCUGUACCUGACGCCCCUUUGACUAAAAAAAGUGCUAAUCAGUUUCAUAUGGGAAGGGAAUAUCGUCCAAUCAAUGAAAUUCCAAAGGUCCCCAAGCCUCCCUCCAGAUGUUUAUCUGAAGGCAACAAUGUGAGUAAUGCUAAAGACAAGACCCAGUGGCACCAUAUGCCAGCUGGACCAUUGGUUGACAUCACUAACUACAUGGCUACAUGUUCUGGAAAUACGGACCGCUUAGCAAAUGGAAAGAGAAUAAUCGGGGGAAGAAACUCCAUAUCUCCAUUCAAACGGCCCCGUUCUUCCAGGUUCAUCACGCCAAUAAAAAACAACAAACUAUCUUCUGCUGGAGAAUCCAUAGUGCCACCAAUGCAGAUCAGUCCCUGUAGGACAAUGCUAUCUGCACGUUAUCCUUUCCAACAUCAAAGGAAAAAUUACAAAGAAUAUUUUGGUGGUCCUCCUUGCUUCAAAUAUUUGACUGAACAUGUAACUGAUGAUGUGAAGCUCAUGGAUGCAAGAAGAGCUGAGAAGUUUAGGUUUCAGCAUACGGCUACUGGUGCAGAAGAGUUUCAGAAAAUGCUGCUCACAUGUGGUGCUUCAUUGUCAUGUGCAACUAAAGAAUGGGUCAGUAACCACUAUAAAUGGAUUGUGUGGAAGCUUGCUUCACUUGAGAGAUGCUACCCAACUAGAGCUGCUGGUAAAUUCUUGACGGUUGACAAUGUUCUUGAGGAGCUUAAGUACCGGUAUGACAGAGAAGUGAAUCAUGGUCAUCGGUCAGCAAUAAAGAAAAUUUUAGAAGGGAAUGCUUCACCAUCUUUGAUGAUGGUCUUGUGCAUUUCAGCUAUUUACUCUUGUCCUGACCAAAAUAACAAUAAGUUGGAGGUUAAUAAGGUAGAUACUAAUGAAGAUAACAAUGACAACCAAAGCUUGUCAGCCACUAAUAGAAACAUGUCUGCAAAUAUUGAAUUAACUGAUGGAUGGUAUUCACUUGAUGCAUCAUUGGAUAUCACACUUUUGGAACAACUAGAGAAAAAAAAGCUUUUUGUAGGGCAGAAGCUUCGGAUAUGGGGAGCUUCUUUAUGUGGUUGGUCUGGGCCUGUGUCAUUUCACGAGGUGCCUGGUAUUGUCAAAUUAGCUGUUCACAUAAAUGGCACCUAUCGUGCUAGAUGGAAUGACACCUUAGGAUUCUGCAAGCAUGUUGGACUCCCACUGGCAUUCAGGUGCAUAAAAACUUCUGGUGGUAGAGUUCCUAGGACACUGGCUGGAAUCACAAGGAUAUAUCCUGUUCUCUACCGGGAAAGGUUGCCUGAUGGUCGUUCUGUUGUGAGAUCUGAAAGGAUGGAAAGAAAGGCGCUGGAACUAUACCACCAGAGAGUAUCUAAGAUCACAGAAGAUAUUCUGUUUGAACAACAAGAAAACUGUGACAGUACUGAUGAUAACGAGGAAGGGGCUAAAAUUUUCAACAUGCUAGAGCAUGCUGCUGAACCUGAAUUUAUACUUGCGGGCAUGGCUCCGGAGCAGUUGAAGCUUUUCUCAUCUUAUAUAGAAAAGCGAAAGAUUGUUAAGCAAAACGAAGUAUCUAAGAAGGUUGAGAAGGCCCUUGAAGUUGCUGGCCUUAGUAAAAGGGAUGUUACACCAUUUUUGAAAGUGAGAGUGAUUGGCCUUGUCAAUAAACAUUCAGCUUCCACAUCCAGUAACAAGGAAGGGCUAAUAACAAUUUGGAAUCCUACUGAGAUGCAGAAACAUAAUCUUGUGGAGGGACAAGCUUAUUCUGUUAUGGGAUUGGUGCCUUCGAACUAUUGCACUGAAAUCCUGUACUUGCAUGCUAGAGGAUCAUCUACAACAUGGAAGCCCUUAGCAUCAGCUCAGACUACAGAUUUUAAACCAUUCUUUACCCCUCGUAAAGCAAUUGAACUCUUGAAAUUUGGUGAGGUGCCAAUUUCAAGUGAAUUUGAUAUUGCAGGUCUUAUUUUAUAUGUUGGCAAUACUUAUUUAUGUAGCAACAAGAAAAAGCAGUGGCUCUUUUUAACAGAUGGAUCUAAAUUUAUCUCUGGACAAGGGUGUGAAGAGCAAGAUUGUCUUCUAGCUGUUAGCAUUUCGUCCGCACCCACUGAUGAAGACUCUGCAUUAUUUAGUUAUACUCUCUCUGGAAACACAGUUGGUUUUAGUAAUCUGGUCAAACGACAGAAAGACGAGACGAGGCAAAUAUGGGUAGCUGAGGCAACAGAGAUCUCAAGCUACACUCUUUCCAAUGAGAUUCCUAGAAAAUCUCACCUAAAAGAAGCUGCAGCUGCGGCUGAGAGAUGGGCUUCAAGAUCUUAUCAUAGAAUAAACAACUAUGAUGCAUACUUCACAGUAUGCAAAGGACAAGGAGAUAAAUAUUCUUCAGAAGGGCUUGCUAUUUUGGGCUGGACAGACCAGAGUUCAACUCCACUCACAUGGGAACUCUCAAGCCUCAACGUGUACCCCUUCUGGCUUACAUGA
Miscanthus lutarioriparius is the source of this 4449-nucleotide messenger RNA. The record is from the annotation of a GenBank genome assembly. Lineage: Eukaryota; Viridiplantae; Streptophyta; Magnoliopsida; Poales; Poaceae.